Messenger RNA from Haliotis rufescens (red abalone), 3168 nucleotides. RefSeq lists its product as uncharacterized. The coding region runs from base 491 to 2515 and encodes 674 amino acids. NCBI's taxonomy places the organism in Eukaryota, Metazoa, Mollusca, Gastropoda, Lepetellida, Haliotidae. The record is from RefSeq and is a predicted model, not a curated record. The transcript has 5 exons.
GUCCACGUUUAGUACACAAUGACAACGUGUCUACACCGUUCCACUGGUAAAGAAACGAAAGCGAAUGAAGCGGUUUUCCAGGAAGUACUUCCUUAGAUUUCAGACAAUAACAGCAAUGUUUCACUCCGGUCCGCCCCACUGCGCCAGCCGACGAAGUAGGUCACUCCCACAGAUUCGGCGGAGGUGAUAACACUCAUAUACGGUCAUCGAGACCUCAACACGCGUAUAGGACACACUGCACAUACAGUGAGGCUUCUCAGGGGAACACAUAGCACAAUGGGAUGUCUAACAUAUUUAUGAGAACACGUAGCAAUCUCACCGAAAUCUCAUGCUAAAACAAUAAGGAACUUAUGUUUGACCAAGACAAGGUGGAUGUUGUAGGGUCCAGGUAGGUUCCCUUGCAGCACAUAAGACUCAGUGUGUAAAGUAAAAAACUGGUUCAGAAGUUCUACUUCAUAAGGGCCACCGUGGAGAAGUUGUUGUCGCAGCUAUGGAUAAGAUAACGUGCCCUUACUGUAAUGGGAAGUACACAUCGUUGGCAAAACAUAAAAAAUGUCAAAAGAGAGAUGAUGCUCUGUCGUCAGCAAAACCAAAAGCUUCAUCUGUAAAACAGAAAAUAAAUGACGUAAAGGAAGAAGAAUGUCAAGAUUCUAAGGAAACGUGCCCUUACUGUAAUGGGAAGUACACAUCGUUAGCAAAACAUAAAAAAUGUCAAAAGAGAGAUGAUGCUCUGUCGUCAGCAAAACCAAAAGCUUCAUCUGUAAAACAGAAAAUAAAUGACGUAAAGGAAGAAGAAUGUCAAGAUUCUAAGGAAACGUGCCCUUACUGUAAUGGGAAGUACACAUCGUUGGCAAAACAUAAAAAAUGUCAAAAGAGAGAUGAUGCUCUGUCGUCAGCAAAACCAAAAGCUUCAUCUGUAAAACAGAAAAUAAAUGACGUAAAGGAAGAAGAAUGUCAAGAUUCUAAGGAAACGUGCCCUUACUGUAAUGGGAAGUACACAUCGUUGGCAAAACAUAAAAAAUGUCAAAAGAGAGAUGAUGCUCUGUCGUCAGCAAAACCAAAAGCUUCAUCUGUAAAACAGAAAAUAAAUGACAUUAAGAAAGAAGAAUGCCAAGAUUCGGAGAAAUAUCAAAGGAGAGAUGAGGUUUCCCUCAGAGAAGAAACACAUGUGGUUCUCAGUUGUUAUGAUAAAUCAAAGCGUCAAACCGAAAUGCAUAUCAAAAGUAAGAAGACAUACAAUGGACAGAAACCUGCACUUUCACCCACUGAUAAAGAAGAACUGGACAAAUUUGCAAAUGGUAUUUUUGAAAAUAAAAUAAUUAUGAUCAGCAAUACAAGAAACAUCAGUGAUUUUUUUGGGACGGAGGUCCAGCUGCGGAAGCAUCAGAUGAAGACUGCUAGGGAAAUGUUCAACCCCCUAGUCUGUAAAGUCAUCAGUCACCUGCAGACGAAGACCACGUGGGUCUGGGAGGAUCUGAAGUCCGGAUCCUACUAUGAUGGCACCAAGGUCUCUCGUCCUGAUGAGAUGGACUGUAUGUUUGUGGCACAGCUGAAGGGCCUGGAUGUGUCUACACAUGGAGCCCCUGCUGGCUUCUGCUAUGUGAAGGUCACACAAUCGCAGACGGACCUGAGCAGUCUCUGUAACAAAGGCUUCCUGAGCUCCACCAAAUUCAGACAGUAUGUCUUCAGUUGCCUGGCGGACAUGGAACUCAGACGAGUAAAGAGGGACACUACGCUGGGACCUGGAUCCCCAUCUUAUGGGAUCACCUAUGACACUGGUCUAAAAACCGGCGACAGUAAAUUCCUCAUCUCCAUUGACCUAGUGCCUGCUCUCCACUUCCCCGGCUGGCCAAUCACUGCUCGAGAUUUCAGCAGCUGCUCAGACGGAAGACUGAAGGACAUCUCGAAGAAAGGUUUCCAUGUUGUGGCUAAGGCGUGUGACAGAGCUGAUGCUAAAGACAGGGAUCUUCUUUGGCGGCUGUCAUUUUCAGCAAGUGAAAAGACAAUUACAAAACACGCCGACAUGGGAGAAAAGGGCGAGGAGAAAAAAGAUGGAUGUGCUGGAAAUAGUGAGUCGAAAGCAGAGCGCACGUGUAAGAAGAAGGUGCUAAGAAUCUUGAAAAUGAUACUGGAGAUAGCAAAGGACGACCAGGAUCGUUGCAAGAUUGACGAGAGUCUGGCUACUGGGGGCAAAGAGAUCGCCUCAAAACUACGUCUUGCGGUGAAAUACACCCGGGAACAUGGGUAUCGUGUAGACAAACACAAGUUCACCACGUUCCAGCUGAGGACGCUGAUGUGGAAUGAAUUCUAUGUAACCACACUAGAGGGUGUUUGGGGCAAUGACAGUUUGGUUAACAGGCUAAAACUGUGCAUUAGCAAACUGAAGAAGAUGCUCACUGGAGAACUACCCAUGGAACAUUUCUUCAUCCCAAACUUUGACAUCAUGGCUGAAGUGCCUCUGGUCGAGAGGAAGUACCUCUUCAUAAUGGCGUGUGUGGCAGAGAAACUGCUCUGAUGCACAAUAUCUUGGCAAAAAGGAAAAAGUUGACUAAUGGUAUCAACUUCUUGGUGCUAAGAAUGGAUGAACAAAUUCUUUAUUGCAAUUAGGAGCGACGUUUCGGUGUAGGUUCUAAGACUGUUAUCAAUGGUGCUAGUUAUAAGGCAAGUGAUCAACAGCUAGAUAGGACAUUACAUAUAUUUGAAUGUUUUUGAAGAUGAAAUACUGUAGUAGAGAGUAGUUCUGUAUAUAUUGAUCAUGUUUUAUUAAUUAGCUUUUAAUUUACUUAUGUAUGUCGUCAAUAAUGUUAUUUUGUAUAUUUCAGAUAUUGCAGUAUUUAAGAAUUAUUUAUUGUAUUUCUCAUUUCAGGCUGCAUACUUAAGUAGUUUUAAGUCAAGUAUCAUCAUUAAAGCCCUAUUCUAAUGUCAUGUUUUAUUUAGUGGGUCAGUCAACUUCUUGGUGGUCAAUCAGAGUGUAAGCCCAGGCAUCCUCUGGAUUGGCUAGUUUUAAAUCUCUGCGUCCCACUUUCAAAACCCUUUGUUUUCACCCUGCUCUUUGCAUUAACACUUCACUGUGCACUGGACUGGAAGAAAGGAUAAUACUUAUAUAAAGGUUAGUAUUUUAUGCCAGUAUAAUUAUGUAAAUCACUUUAGUUUAAUAAAUGUCCAUAU